This is a messenger RNA of Phasianus colchicus (ring-necked pheasant), 2217 nucleotides long. The record is from RefSeq and is a predicted model, not a curated record. Lineage: Eukaryota; Metazoa; Chordata; Aves; Galliformes; Phasianidae.
CCCUCCGUUCUCAUCGCCACGCCCCCCCCGCGGGGGACAAGCCACGCCCACUUCCAUUAAGCCACGCCCCUCGCUUGAAAACACAACCCCUCUCCAAAGCCACGCCCCCAUAGCGGAGGCCACGCCCAUCCCUCGCGCAAACCACGCCCACUUCCGUCAAAUCGCAUCCGCCUUAACGAAGCCACGCCCCCUUCCCUCAAACCACGCCCCGUCGCUUAAACCACGCCCCCUCUCGCGUAAACCAUGCCUACUUUCAUAAACCACGCCCCCCAUAGCUUACGCCACACCCCCAUCAUAAAAGCCACGCCCACAUAGAGGAAACAACGCCAAGUUCGUUUAAACCACGCCCCUAAUGCCCAGACCACGCCCACCUCAUUUUAAAACCACGCCCCUUCUCUUUAACCACGCCCCCGUAGUCUAAGCCACGCCUCUUAUGCUAAACCACGCCCACUAACCCCGAAACCACGCCCAUUCCUUUGUAAACCACGCCCCCCCGCCCCCGGUAAAACCACCCCCUCCUCAGAAGCCACGCCCCUCUCGCGUAAAUUACGCACUUCCGCAAAAAGCCACGCCCCCCGCCGCGUAAACACGCCCCCUCCGCAAAGCCACGCCCCCCCGGCUCCGCUCCCACCGCCGGCCUAUUGGCAACAGGCGUGGCCCCGCCCACAUCUCGCCCCCCCCCAAACACCGCCCGCUUCCGGGCUCUCGCGAGAGCUGAGAAACAAAAUGGCGGCGCCGGGAAGGGAGGAGGCGGCCGUGGGGCCCGCGCCGGGCCCUGGGCAGGUCACCAGCAACGGCGGAGGGGAGGCGGCGGCGGGUGAGACGCAGCGGCAGCAGCCGGCGCCCAACGCUUGGCAGGUGCUGAAGGGGGUUCUGUUCAGGAUCUUCAUCAUCUGGGCCAUCAGCAGCUGGUUCCGCCGCGGGCCGGCCCCGCAGGAGCAGAGCAGUGCUGGGGGAACGCCGCGAGCCCCCAGCCGAAACCUCUUCCCCAAGGACACUUUAAUGGACCUCUAUGUUUAUAUCUCGGAGCACGAGCACUUUACAGAUUUCAACGUCAGCUCCGCGCUGUUCUGGCAGAAACGGGACCUGGUGUACGGGGACUGGACCAGUGGGGAGAACGCUGACGGGUGCUAUGAACACUACGGGGAGGUGGACAUCUCACAGAGCGUCCAGCAGAACGGCUCCAUCUACAUCCACGUCUACUUCACCAAGAGCGGCUUCCACCCCGACCCCCGGCAGAAGAACCUCUACAGGCGCCUCGCCACGGUGCACACAUCACGGAUGAUCAACAAAUACAAACGGCGGCGGUUCCAGAAGACCAAGAAUCUCCUGACUGGGGAGACAGAGGCGGACCCGGAGAUGAUCAAGAGGGCAGAAGAUUACGGUCCCGUGGAGGUCAUCUCCCACUGGCACCCCAACCUGACCAUCAACAUGGUGGACGACCACACGCCGUGGGUGAAAGGCAGCGUCCCGCCGCCCCUGGACCAAUACGUGAAAUUCGACGCCAUCAGCGGCGAUUAUUACCCCAUCCUCUACUUCAACGACUACUGGAACCUGCAGAAGGAUUACUUCCCCAUCAACGAGUCCCUGCAGCGCCUGCCCUUCCGCCUCUCCUUCUGCCCGCUGUCGCUGUGGCGCUGGCAGCUCUACGCCGCUCAGAGCACCAAAUCGCCCUGGAAUUUCCUGGGGGAGGAUCUGUACGAGCAGUCGGACGAGGAGCAGGAUUCCGUCAAGGUGGCCCUCCUGGAGACCAACCCCUACCUGCUGGCCCUCACCAUCGUCGUCUCCAUCGUUCACAGCAUCUUCGAGUUCCUGGCUUUCAAGAACGGUCAGUGGGGGUUGGGGGGGGGUUAUGGCGUCGUGGGGGGGUUACGGCCCGCAGGGUUCAUCACCAUGACGCCGCAGCUGUUCAUUAAUUACAAGCUGCAGUCCGUGGCCCACCUGCCCUGGCGGAUGCUGAGCUACAAAGCCCUCAACACCUUCAUCGACGACCUGUUCGCCUUCGUCAUCAGGAUGCCCAUCAUGUACCGCAUCGGCUGCCUGCGCGACGAUGUGGUUUUCUUCAUUUACCUCUACCAGCGUUGGAUUUAUCGGGUCGACCCGACGCGCGUCAACGAGUUUGGGGUCAGCGGAGAGCAGCAGCAACAGCAGCAGCAGCAGAGGGUGCCCACCCCCCCCGCGCUGCCCCCCACCCCCCCCCAGGACAAGAAGAAGGAC